Molecule: messenger RNA, 5113 nt
Organism: Oncorhynchus kisutch (coho salmon)
Lineage: Eukaryota; Metazoa; Chordata; Actinopteri; Salmoniformes; Salmonidae
Product: arf-GAP with SH3 domain, ANK repeat and PH domain-containing protein 1-like
Exons: 32
Coding region: 247-3747 (1166 amino acids)
Biological process (GO): positive regulation of GTPase activity
Cellular component (GO): cytoplasm
Molecular function (GO): GTPase activator activity; protein binding
Source: RefSeq, a predicted model, not a curated record
AUGGUGGGUUUGGUUUCUCCCUUCCUGCCCCGCGCUGUGACUGAUCUUCACGAGAUCCUUUGCGGGAGGACAUCACUCUCUCCUUCUCUCAACUUUUUACUCUGUUGAAUGAAUAUUAAAAAUGAGGCUGAAAUGAUGCGCGCAGCAAGCAGGACUAUUCUUCUUUGCGUCAAUCAAGUGGACAUUCCCUCUCUGUUCAGAUUCCAAAUUGGACGUGCAUCGAUUUCGGUCAUAAGGUGACAGUCAAUGAGUCAAGUCAUGAGAUCCUCCUCUUCCCGUCUGUCAAGUUUCUCUUCUAAAGAUUCUUUAUGGAAUCCGAGUAGGAUGCCGGAUCAAAUAUCGGUGUCCGAGUUUCUCUCCGAGACAACAGAGGAUUACAAUUCUCCUACCACGUCCAGCUUCACGACCCGCCUGCAGAGCUGUAGGAACACAGUCAACGUUCUGGAAGAGGCUUUGGAUCAGGACAGGACUGCGCUGCAGAAGGUGAAGAAAUCAGUCAAGGCCAUCUACAGCUCAGGCCAAGACCAUGUCCAGAAUGAGGAGAACUAUGCCCAGGCUCUAGAUAAGUUUGGCAGCAAUUUCAUCAGCAGAGACAACCCUGACCUGGGAACAGCCUUCGUCAAGUUCUCCACCCUGACCAAGGAGCUGUCGACCCUGCUCAAGAACCUGCUCCAGAGCCUGAGCCAUAAUGUGAUGUUCACCCUGGACUCGCUGUUGAAGGGGGACCUGAAAGGCGUGAAAGGGGACAUAAAGAAGCCCUUUGACAAAGCCUGGAAGGAUUAUGAAGCUAAGUUUACAAAGAUCGAGAAGGAAAAGAGGGAGCAUGCCAAGCAGCAUGGGAUGAUUCGCACGGAGAUAACAGGCGCGGAGAUCGCUGAGGAGAUGGAGAAGGAACGCCGUCUCUUCCAACUCCAGAUGUGUGAGUAUCUGAUCAAAGUCAAUGAGAUCAAGACCAAGAAGGGAGUGGACCUUCUCCAGAACCUAAUCAAGUAUUACCACGCACAGUGCAAUUUCUUCCAAGAUGGCUUGAAGACAGCGGAUAAGCUGAAGCAGUACAUUGAGAAGCUGGCUGCUGACCUCUACAAUAUAAAGCAGACCCAGGAUGAGGAGAAGAAACAUCUGACUGCUCUCAGAGAUCUGAUCAAGUCCUCCCUUCAGCUGGACCAGAAGGAGUCUAGAAGAGACUCCCAGAGUAAGCAGGGUGGCUAUAGCAUGCACCAGCUGCAGGGCAACAAAGAGUUUGGCUGUGAGAAGAAAGGCUACCUGAUGAAGAAGAGUGAUGGGCUGAGGAAGGUGUGGCAGAGGAGGAAGUGUUCAGUGAAGGGUGGCAUGCUCACCAUCUCUCAUGCCACGUCCAACAGGCAGCCUGUGAAACUCAACCUGCUCACCUGCCAGGUCAAGCCCUGCGCUGAGGACAGGAAGUGCUUUGAUCUAAUUUCCCACAACCGGACAUAUCACUUCCAGGCUGAGGAUGAACCGGAGUUUGUCAUCUGGAUCUCGGUGCUAUCCAACAGUAAGGAGGAGGCUCUGAACAUGGCAUUCCGUGGAGGAGAGGACGGAGGAGGAGGAGGAGGAGGAGAGGACGGCCUCGAGGACCUGACCAAAGCCAUCAUAGAUGACGUGCUGCGCAUCCCUGGCAACGAAGUCUGCUGUGACUGUGGUGCUGCAGAUCCAAAAUGGCUGUCCACUAACCUAGGCAUCUUGACCUGCAUCGAGUGCUCUGGUAUACACCGGGAGAUGGGAGUACACAUCUCACGCAUCCAAUCCAUGGAGCUAGAUAAGCUAGGCACCUCUGAACUCUUGCUGGCCAAGAACGUAGGGAACAGUAGUUUCAAUGAAAUAAUGGAGGGGAACCUUCCUUGUCCCUCACCAAAGCCCACUUCUUCAAGUGAUAUGACAGUGAGGAAGGAGUUCAUCAAUGCUAAGUAUGUGGACCACAAGUUUGCACGGAAGACCUGUACCUCCUCGGCAGCUAAGACCAUCGAGCUGUGUGAGGCGGUCAAGUCCAGGGAUCUGCUGUCUCUCAUCCAGGUGUACGCUGAGGGGGUGGAGCUAAUGGAGCCCCUGCCUGAGGGUGGACAGGAGGCCGGAGAGACUGCACUCCACUACUCUGUGCGCACCGCUGACCAGACCUCACUGCAUCUGGUCGACUUCCUCGUGCAGAACAGUGGGAACCUGGAUAAGCAGACAGAGUGGGGGAACACUGCUCUGCACUACUGCUGCAUGUACGAGAAACACGAAUGCCUCAAACUACUGCUGAGGGGCAAACCAGCCACUGACAUCACCAAUCAGAAUGGUGAGACGGCACUGGAUGUUGCCAGGCGACUGAAGAACAGUCAGUGUGAGGAGGCACUGUUGCAGGCUGCAGCGGGCAAGUUUUACCCUCACAUCCACGUGGAGUAUGAGUGGAGCCUGAGGCUUGAUGAGAUCGACGAGAGCGAUGACGAUCUGGAUGACAAGCCUAGUCCCAUCAAGAAAGACCGCUCUCCCAGGCCGCAGAGUUUCUGCCACGCGUCCAGCAUGUCUCCUCAUGACAAGCUGUCUCUGCCGGGCUUCAUCAGCCACCGGGACAAGCAGCAGCGCAUGUCUUACAGCGCCUUCACCAACCAGAUGUACUCCGCCUCCACCGACCUCACUUCCUCUUCCUCCCCUGUGGCCGACGCCCCCCCUCUGCCCCCCAGGAACCAGGGCAAAGCGCCCCAUUUGGCAUUCCUCGGCUCUCACUCGCACUACGCCACUCUGGCUGGCACUCGACCAUACAUCACUCCUCCCUCCACCCUCACCCCUGGAGGCAGCUCCACCCUGUCAAAGAAGAAGCCUCCGCCCCCUCCCCCUGGGCACAAACGCACCCUGUCUGACCCGCCCAGCCCGCUCUCUCACAGUAGAGGGGGCUUAUCCGGGGGAAGUGACUCCACCCCUCCUCCUGCGAACAAGAUGUCACCUUUGUCCAACAAGUUUGAGGGCAUUCCACAGCAGCAAAGCACUACUUCUAGCAACACAAAGUCUACACUUGGUCCAAGGGUUCUACCCAAACUACCUCAGAAAGUGGCACUGCGUAAGAUCGACACCAUACACCCAUCUAUGGACAAACCUGGCCUGCCUCCGGAGGUGCUCCAGAAAUCCCCUCCAGGACCUGAAUGCCUAACAAAAGCCAUCCUUCCCGACAAGCCCCAACUAGGGGACCUUCUCCCCAAACCCCAGCUCUCUGAACUGCCCCCUAAACCUGGAGAACUGCCCCCCAAGCCCCAGCUCGCCAACCUCCCUCCCAAACCCCAGUUAGGGGACCUACCGCCCAAACCCCAGCUCAAAGACCUACCCCCCAAGCCUCAGCUCUCCCAAGACGGCCAUCCGAAACCAGGAGCAGCAGAUCUGCCCAAUCCGAGACCACCCCCUGGAGAGCUUGCGCCGAAGCCCCAGCCCCCCGACUCCCCGGUGGCUAAUCAACAGCCAGAGACGGAGAGCCCAUCCCCCCAGGGCAGCGAGGACACCAAUGGGAGCCCAGCAUGUGCUCCAGAGACACCAGUGCCCUUGCCCCGAAAGAUCAACACGGGGAAGACCAAAUCUCGGCGGGUGAAGACAAUCUAUGACUGUCAGGCUGACAACGAUGACGAGCUGACGUUUGUGGAGGGAGAGGUGAUCAUAGUGACAGGAGAGGAGGACGGGGAGUGGUGGAUCGGCCACAUUGAAGGGCAGACGGAAAGGAAAGGGGCAUUCCCAAUGUCCUUUGUCCACAUCCUAAGUGAAUGACAGCCAGAUGAAGCUUGCACUAUAAACCCCCGCCCUCACCCCUAGUAGUAUCCCUGUUCUGUAAAUAGCUACUGUAACAACAUAUGAAACCAGUGUGCUAAAGAAAAAACACACAAGAAACCGAAGUAAGCUCAACUAGCCACUGGAUGCUGAGCACAUCCAUGUUGUAAAUAAAACAAGUAUUCUUACCAGUAUUAUCUUAACCUUAGAGCACGGCCUAUGACUGCCAUAGCCACUCUCAAAACCUAGCACUUACCCUAAAGUCUAUGUUCAUGCUGUUACUGUGUGUACAUAUAUAUAUAUAUAUAUAUAUAUAUAUAUAUAUAUAUAUAUAUAUAUAUAUAUGUGUAUGUAUAUAUAUAUAUUUCUGUGCGUGUGUGUGUAUAUACAUGUUUUAUUGUACAACCAUGUACAAUCAUACAUGUGCUCUCUGCCUGCCAGAUAACAGGGCAGCCGUGUUUAAAUAUUAUCUGUAAUCAUUUUACUGGUGGGCAUCACUGAUAUCAUUGCUUGCAUUUCUGGAGAAGGACAAAUACGAAAGAAACCAUGUCACCCAUGUCACACCAUUUCGUCAUCCUACACCCCCAUUAGACUGAAGAGAUUCUCAUGUCUCCGACUGAAGCGUACCAUGAUAACUCAUGAUGAAAUACGUCUUCAUUCAGUGUGUUCCUUGUCGUUGCUCGCUUUGUGGUGCACAUGUAUUAGGAUUGUUUCAGUAUCACACCUGCUGCUACUGUACGGUGGGAUAUCAGAAGCCCCUGUGGAACCUCACAGGUCACCAGUAGUUCUCUCCUCUUAACACCGUUUCACUGUGUGAUCCGUCAUCUCCACCCUACUAUGUAGACCUUUCUGUGCAUGGUAGAAACAUGACUGGAAUUGAGCAGUGCUAUUUAAAAAAAAAGCCACUCAGGGUUUGAAGAACCACUUCUGAUCGCUACUAACACUCAUGACGACAUGGGAAGGUCAAUGAGGUCAGUCGAAGCAAUAAUUGGGGAGAAUUCUCAGAUGGCCUAGGGAGAGAUUUGAACAAAUGUCCAUUGACACUUCAAACCCAUACAGGGUUAGGUAAAUCAGGAUUUAUACAUGGGACAAGAGUCACAAGUGCCACUGUUUAGACAAACUAAGAUGUAGCCGGUGUGGACAUUCAAACUCAUCCAGAAAGAGGCAGUCGAGCAGAAAUAAAGUUUACCUAGCCCAGUGUUAUCCUUAGAAUGCUGAGUGCUUUUUGGACAGGUCAUUGCAACCAGAUGGAACUGAUAGAUGUGUCCUUACCUCCCCAUUGACUAAUUCCUCUGGUUUUACACUCCAUGUAAAGGAAUAUCAACCCCAAUCAUUCCAUUGUAUUAAAGUGUUUUGUUGUAAUGGA